Closterium sp. NIES-65 is the source of this 1245-nucleotide messenger RNA. Lineage: Eukaryota; Viridiplantae; Streptophyta; Zygnematophyceae; Desmidiales; Closteriaceae. The record is from the annotation of a GenBank genome assembly.
AUGGUAAGGGAAGAGGCACGAUGGAUUGAUGAGCAGAGCAGUGGAAGGGUUGUUGUCCUGCAGGGAGCGCAGGGUUGGACGGGCGGGCGGGCUUGUGGAUACGUGCUGGCUUGUGGUUACGUGCUGGCUUGUGGUUACGUGCUGGCUUGUGGUUACGUGCUGGCUUGUGGAUACGUGCUGGCUUGUGGUUACGUGCUGGCUUGUGGUUACGUGCUGGCUUGUGGUUACGUGCUGGCUUGUGGUUACGUGCUGGCUUGUGGUUACGUGCUGGCUUGUGGUUACGUGCUGGCUUGUGGAUACGUGCUGGCUUGUGGUUACGUGCUGGCUUGUGGUUACGUGCUGGCUUGUGGUUACGUGCUGGCUUGUGGAUACGUGCUGGCUUGUGGUUACGUGCUGGCUUGUGGUUACGUGCUGGCUUGUGGUUACGUGCUGGCUUGUGGUUACGUGCUGGCUUGUGGUUACGUGCUGGCUUGUGGUUACGUGCUGGCUUGUGGAUACGUGCUGGCUUGUGGAUACGUGCUGGCUUGUGGAUACGUGCUGGCUUGUGGAUACGUGCUGGCUUGUGGUUACGUGCUGGCUUGUGGUUACGUGCUGGCUUGUGGUUACGUGCUGGCUUGUGGUUACGUGCUGGCUUGUGGUUACGUGCUGGCUUGUGGAUACGUGCUGGCUUGUGGAUACGUGCUGGCUUGUGGUUACGUGCUGGCUUGUGGAUACGUGCUGGCUUGUGGAUACGUGCUGGCUUGUGGUUACGUGCUGGCUUGUGGUUACGUGCUGGCUUGUGGUUACGUGCUGGCUUGUGGUUACGUGCUGGCUUGUGGAUACGUGCUGGCUUGUGGAUACGUGCUGGCUUGUGGUUACGUGCUGGCUUGUGGUUACGUGCUGGCUUGUGGUUACGUGCUGGCUUGUGGUUACGUGCUGGCUUGUGGUUACGUGCUGGCUUGUGGUUACGUGCUGGCUUGUGGUUACGUGCUGGCUUGUGGUUACGUGCUGGCUUGUGGUUACGUGCUGGCUUGUGGUUACGUGCUGGCUUGUGGAUACGUGCUGGCUUGUGGUUACGUGCUGGCUUGUGGUUACGUGCUGGCUUGUGGUUACGUGCUGGCUUGUGGUUACGUGCUGGCUUGUGGUUACGUGCUGGCUUGUGGUUACGUGCUGGCUUGUGGUUACGUGCUGGCUUGUGGUUACGUGCUGGCUUGCCCAACCCUCACAUCUUUGCUGUGGUGGAGGAUCGUUACGAGCUUGUGGUAA